Molecule: messenger RNA, 1259 nt
Organism: Polychytrium aggregatum
Lineage: Eukaryota; Fungi; Chytridiomycota; Chytridiomycetes; Polychytriales
Exons: 4
Coding region: 286-1179 (297 amino acids)
Biological process (GO): double-strand break repair via homologous recombination
Cellular component (GO): Shu complex
Molecular function (GO): single-stranded DNA binding
Source: RefSeq, a predicted model, not a curated record
GGGCAUCGUUGGUGUCGGUGAUGGGACUGCUCAAAGUGCUUGGUGAAUGUGAGUCUGCGUGGGCUCGAUGGGCACUCCCUCCUCUGUCUGCAGGACCCAGAGAAAGCGACUCCCCGACUCAGCGGCAGGACAUCUCGUUUCUGUUCGGGUGCGCUGUCGAUCAAACAAAGCCCAGAACCACAACUCCGCCCCGCCCAUGCCGCUCUGCUUUGGGGCGAAUCAGCGGCUCUGUUCUGCCAUCGCCUCGGCACCAUCCGCACAACCAAGCCGCCGAAAGCAACGCAAAUGAGCACGGCCGGUCUUGUCGACAUGGACUCAUUCUUCUCGGACCGAUCGCUGGACGACAACGACGAGAAGCCGUCGAUUGGUCCCGUUUCAAUACAGGGCCCGCCGCGAUGCGGCAAAACAGCGCUCCUUUUCCAAUACGCCUAUGCCCAUGCUCUGCAGUCGCCAUCGAGCCACGUCCUGUUCAUAUCGCCGGGACAGGACCGACUCAGCGGCCUCUUCCAGACACAGAUCGAGGCACUGGGUUCCUUUCGUCACCAGGAUGAGGGCAGUCGAAGCCGAUAUCAAAGUCAAAAUCAAAAUCGCAACCGAAGCCGAAGCCGAAUCGACCCGGCUGUCAUGAAGCGCAUCCACCACCGCUACAUCGACUCGGCAUUUACGCUCUCGUGCUUUCUCUCGUCACUGACACUGCUCGGGAGCGAGCCGCGGCUGGCGGAAUACCCAGCCUGCAUCGUUAUCGACGACCUUGUCGAGGUCUUUGCCCCAGAUGAGCUCGAAGCUGACUGUGUCGUUCGGGUCUUUGGGCUGCUGAACGAUACGAUACAAGCGAUCCGACAGAAAAGCAGAAACCGUUGCCAGGCCGUUGUCGGGUUCUCUAUCCCUGGAAACAGCCAAGUCGCCGCAAUCUUUCACAAAGCCUGUCGCCGAUAUACUCGUUGGGAAGGGGCGAUCGAGCCAGGUAAGCGCUGCCGGACAGACAAGCCCCUCCCCGCAAAGUUGACCGCUGAGCCUAUCGAACGAAGGUUCCAACCCAAACCACGCCGCGGACCAUGCUCUAGUCACGGCAGGGCUGACGGGUGUUGCAUUGGUCUGGGUGACAGAUCCCGCCAGACCCAAUGUCUUUCGGCUGGUGUUUUCGCAGUCGCCCCUCUUUGCCAGCCUCGGGAGCGAUGAUCUGGACGAGACACCCGACCUCGAUGUCGCUCUGGAGACGCCGGCGCCACGCGGGCUCUCGGGCCUCGAACAGACGUACC